AUGUCAGGCUUGCUAGGCAUUCCAUUAUUAGUCUUAACUGAUUCAUAUAAAACAUCUCAUACAUUAAUGUAUCCUGAUGCCAAAAAGUGUGUUGCAUAUGGCGAAUUUAGAAAAGGCUACAAUGGUGAUAAAGAAGAUACACGUGUUGUUUUUUAUGGUAUCAGAUACAUGUAUGAAAUUGAAAAUUAUGUUGCUAUUAAAUGGACUUUAAAAGACGUUGAAUUGGCAGAAAAAUUUUUUGCUACACAUAAUGCCGGUUAUACAAGUUUUCCCUUUCCAAAGGAUUUAAUUCUCAAGUUUAUUAAAGAAAAUGAUGGUUAUUUUCCAAUAAAAAUUGAAGCAUUACCAGACGGCACACCAUGUCAUGUUCACACUCCAGUUUAUCAAAUUACUGCUGAAAAAGAAUAUUCAUUAUUAGUUACCUUUUUGGAAACAUUAAUAACUAUGGCUUGGUAUCCUUCUACUUAUUUGGAAAUUGAGAAAGGAUACAAAGUUAUAAAUGGUUGUGGAGUGAUUCAAGGUGAUGGUGUGACAAUUGAUAGUUUAGAAGCUAUAUUGAAAGCAACAGGAGAAGCCGGUUAUUCAGCUCAAAAUGUAGCUUUUGGAAUGGGAGGAGGCCUAUUACAAAAACUUAAUCGUGAUACAAUGAGCUUUGCUACAAAACUCUCACAUAUUACCUAUGCAGAUGGUACUCAAAGUUUGCCUGGUGAAUUUGUUGUGAAAAGGAAUGCAGAAGGGAUACCAAUUGCAUAUCCAAAAGAAUCCUUUCCUGAAAAUGAUCCGGACAAUUUACUUCGAGUGUAG
Entrophospora sp. SA101 is the source of this 804-nucleotide messenger RNA. Lineage: Eukaryota; Fungi; Glomeromycota; Glomeromycetes; Entrophosporales; Entrophosporaceae. The record is from the annotation of a GenBank genome assembly.